Messenger RNA from Colletotrichum paranaense, 1890 nucleotides. RefSeq lists its product as uncharacterized. The record is from RefSeq and is a predicted model, not a curated record. The coding region runs from base 1 to 1890 and encodes 629 amino acids. NCBI's taxonomy places the organism in Eukaryota, Fungi, Ascomycota, Sordariomycetes, Glomerellales, Glomerellaceae. The transcript has a single exon.
AUGGACCCGACUUCGCCCUCGUACAACAGUGCGCCUGUCCGGCGAUCGCAAUUGCUCACGUCUAUCUCAGAAUUGAGACAAGGAAUCCAAGCUGCUGAGGCCGAGAUUGAUCGCAUUGAGAACCGGAUCUCAUACAAAGAGGACUGGCUCAAAGAGCUUAAAUCUGAAAGCAUCGCCGCUGAUAUCCCUAAACCGGCAAUUGACAAGGCCAUCAAGCAGACACAAGCACUCAUCAAAGAGAUCGAACAGACCCUCAUUGCGAAGACAGAUGAGAUCGCACGCCUGAAAAGCAAGCUGAAGAAGAAGGAGACAAAGCUUGCAGCGAUCCCACAAAUCGAGUCAUCCAGUGCGCCCAACCCCAAAGACAACAAAGAUGCGGCAGCACUGCUUGAAGUCACAGCCACCCCCGUGAAUGCCAUCUUCACAAUCAGUGAAGACGGCAAGACCUACCUUAACCCGCCCAUGCUUCGGGGUGUCCCAGUCGCACCCAUCAGCGAAACCGGCUCAUACUGGAACCCCUUAUGGAAAAAGUUUGCAGAGGCAGUCAACGAAGAGAAGGUGGAAAGGGAUUAUCAAGAAUAUCUCUUGAUCAGACAUCAGCGAAUGCUCCAAGGACCCCUCCCAACAUCAGAGGAUGACCCAGAGCAUGUCUUCAAGAGAUACCAGCGCAGCUUGCGGCAAGCCAAGGUCACAACGCAGUGGUUCAAUCCAGGACACACAAUCCAUCCUAAUCAACUCAUGGCAAAGGAACACUUGCCUGAGACUGGGAUCUGCGACAACUAUGUUCUCUACAAGAUCUGCAACAUCCUCAGCCGGGUCAAUGCUAUGUAUGAGCGCGGAGAGCUGGGAAUGCCGCCUAUUCACUUCCUCAUGUGGAGGAUGAGUGUCUCCCUGGAGCGCUUUCCACACGACCCCAUGAAGUCAUUCUGGCGCGUCAUGGUUGACAAGAACCACGGUGCUUACGACAGCAUUCUUCGGCAAGCUGAGAUCAGAGGUGCACAGCAUACCGGUGACUACAACUUCUACUUAGGUCGAUGGAAGCAGGCAUCUUCUGCCAGAGAGCAGACCUAUUCGUCCGCAUUGACGGGUAGCAGAUCGGCCGCCUCUGACGCAGCAAUUGCACAGCCUCGAGCAGGUUUCCAUGAGGCCUUUUUCCAGCAGCAACAGCAGCAACAGCAGCAGCAGAAUCUGCGUGAGCCUGAUUCUAACCUUACCUUAAACCCAACAGAGGCGUUGAGGUUGCAAAUGCAGAUGCAGACAUCUUCCACACAAGAAGAGAGACGACAUGUCAGUGAUCGACGCAAGACGCACCACUCUUUAGAGGCCUUUGAUACAUCGACCUCUGAUCACGACGGUAGCUACUCGCGCCCUGCCAAGAGGCUGCGUCAGUUACCACUGUUCACAGAGGAUCGUCUUGCAGUUCGAAGCAGACCAUCUGCUGAGAGCAUGGUCUCGAGCCAUUCCUUGAUCGGACCCAUUAUGGAGACCGAGCCUUCUAUGGAUCUUGAAGCGGAAAUUGGACAUGGAGCUCACACUCGGACAUCUACAUUCGGGGUUGUGGAUGCCCCAAUGGAGGAUGAACUUCAGCUGGACAGCUUCGAGAAGAGCAUGGCCGACAAUGAUGAUUUGGCAACCGAGGCAACGGCUCCGAUUCCCCAAACUACCAGCGUCGAAACCCCAGUCGAUAAUCGCGAAUGGAUUGACAUGUUUGUCGGCUCGGAAGAGAUCAGAAGACAGAUCCAGCCCACAAACAUGGAGGCCAUCAGAGCUUCAGUCGGAGAAAGUCCUUUCCCAAAGGAUACUGGAAGAAGAGUUUCUCACGGAUUUGUCUUCCCCUGGUACCACAGCGAGGAAGCUCAGAAGCUGGACGAGCUGGGAUUCCCUUUCUAG